AAAAACCAAAAAAUAAAUAAUAACCGUUAAAUCUAAAACUACAAAUAUAUUUAAAUAGAACAAAAAUAAAACGAAUUAUUAAAGAAAAGAAACAAAAUUAUAAAAACAACAAAUUUAAACAAAUCGAUGAUAGUAUCGAUAACCAUAACACAGUAAAACAACAAUAAAGAACAAAAAGCCAAUUUAGCUUUUUUUUAGUUAAAAAAAUAACAACUAUUGGAUAUUUUGGAUACUUUAUUUUCAAUUUUCUUUUAUUGUUGUAAAACACAAAUACAUACACUCGCCAGUCAGUCAGCCAGCUAUUGCACAUAUACAGUUACAUAUAAAACACACACCAACAUACACUAGUCAAUGAUUUUUUAUCUCGUGAUUACACUAUAAAAUCUAUGUGGGAUUAUAAACUCAACCCUUAAAUCUGGGGGAUACAAUGAGGCCAGAAGUAUACGAUGUUACCACAGUUUACACUCAAUGCCAGGAUUAUUUUUUUUAUGAUGGUAAUGUUUGCCACUGCAACAACAGCAUCUCUAAAGAAAACAAACGAUGUUGUGAUAAUGCUGAAAAAUCACGAGAGGGCAUUACAUGUCAAUGCCGGCGGCAAAGUGACAGCAACAGAUAUAUCAUUAGCACAAUUUUUCACCAUGGAAAGUGUAGGCGACAUUUUCAGCGACACUUUCAAAAUAGCCCUAUACGCCAAGGAAGUGGGACGUUAUUUGUGCUUCAGAAAAGGAAAAUUAGUUGGAAUGAAAAACUUAACACGCGACUGUCACUUUAUCGAAUCCCUAGAACACGGUUAUUUUUUAUAUGCUAAUGCCUAUAAUCCCUCAUGGCGUGUAGGCUUUACUAGAGGCCUAAAACCCGUGGGACCGAGACACUGGAAAAGACCACAAACUCUUAAACGAGCUUGUUUUCUAUUCGUUAAAAUAAAUGCCGAGCAUUUUGAUCGUAGCCGUUUUACGACGACUACAACAACAACCACUACCACAACCACUACUACUGCAGCACCCAGUAUAAAGGCCGUUACUAGAAGCUCAGCAGCUGUAACUUUGAGGGAGGGACAUAAAAUGCACGAUUCCAAAGCUAGUAUUAUAGAUAGUAACAGUAAUAAUAAGAGAUUUAAAAAUGCUAAUAGAAAACCCACACAACGUUUGAUAAAUAGUGAAAAUAACAACGCUAACGGUGUGAGAAAUCGUGACGUUUUGGGACAACGUCAUCGUAAACGUAAACAUCAUGCCAAAUUGGCAAACAACAAUAAUAAUAAUGCAAGUUUAGGUGCAAUGCAGCCAAAAAACUUAAUAAGACAUCAUCAUGACCAGGGAAACGGGGAGGGGCGGAGGCGUCAGCAUCAAAGAGAAGAAAAAGAACGCAAAUUGCGUUUGCACAACCAAAGAAGGCAAGAACAACAACAGCAGCAGUACGAAGAUAAGGAAGCUGAGCCAAUGCCAAAUGCCACUAAUUCCGCCACCCCCUCAAUGACAGCCACAACAUUGGCAGCCACAGCUUCCUUAGCUCCUUCCGCCUUAAAUAUCGUUGCCAUGCUAGCUGCUGGUCGUCGCAAAAAAGGCCGAAGAAAGAAGCCUACAGAGACGAAUCUUUCUGCAAAUCCUUCAGCAGAUUUGCAAUUAGUAGCUCAAUCUCCUUUAGAAGCUCAAAGUCAGUAUGAUCGUGUCCAAUUGGAUCAAAUGAAAAAUCAUAAACUAAGACAUCAUCAUCAUCACCAUGAGCAUAACUAUCAUCAACUUAAACUACAACAACAACAAACUAUAGCACCAGUGAAUUCCACCAGUCGUCGUCCCUCAACUAAGGAAGUCAAAGUACAGCAACAAAACCAUAAAUACUCAAAUAGUUAUAAAGACAGUCGAUUAUUUAAUAUAAAUAGUAAUAAUAGCAGUAGUAGUAAUAGUAGUAGUAUUAAUUUAAGCUCUAAUGUUAAUUUUAAUUUAAAUAAUCUUAAACUUAAUUUAAAUAAUAAUAAUAAUGAUAAUAUUAAUGCAAUACCUGCCUUGCCAAAAAAAUACUUGUCGAAAAAUAAUCUUAUUGCAGAAUAUUUAAAGCAACAACAAACUACAAGAAGCUCGACUGAUUUUACAACAAAACAUUUAUUCCCACAACAACAAUUUAGUCAUUCCUUACAUUCAGCACAGCAGCAACAGCAGCUGCAGCAGCCGAAGUUUAAAACAAACACAACAACUGCUGCUGCUGCUGUAACUGUUACUGAGCAGAGUCAUACUAGUCACGAUUUUUAUAAAUUUUCCAAAUUAACACAUUUAAAACAAACUUCAAGUGACACAGACAAUGCUGACAAUGACAAUGAUAGUGACAGUGACAAUGACCAUGUAAUGAAUGUUAAAACAAAUUCCCAUAGACUUUUAGUUAAUAAUAGCAGUAGCAAUAGCAAUAAUCUAAGUGACAAUAAUUUACAGCAGGAGCAUUUGGUAAAUCGCUUUAAGCUAAUUUAUCUAGAUCGAAUAAGAAGCCAUACUUUUAAUUUAAAACUUAGUUCUAAUCAAAACAAAAAUAAUACACAACAACAACAGCAUUAUAAUAAUAAUGAUAAUAAUAAUAAUAAUUAUUCUCCUAUUAGUAGUACAACAAUAGCAACAAAUGAAAAUCAUUUAAUUUUGGAAAAUUUUAAACAAAAACCACAAAUUUCAAAUGAUUUUUCAACACACAGUGAAUUUAAUAAUAAAAAUGCUAAUAGCAAAAGCAGCAGUAGCAGUAGUAGUAAAGAAAAUAUUAGUAGUAAAAAUUCAACUACUUCUACUCCUUAUAAUAAUAACAAUCAUAAUAAUCUUAGUCAUAGACGUACUAAAAGAAAUAUUAUUAUUCAAAAUAACACUAAAAUUACUAACAACACCAACAGUUAUAAUAAUAAUGAAGUAGUAAAAACAAAAAGCCAAGUUAAAUAUAAUAAUAACAAUAAUGCUAAAAAAAGCAGCAGCAGCAGUAGCUAUAAAUAUGAUAAAAAUAUUAAUGUCCUUAAAAUUCUUAAUGACAACAAAGUCAAUAUUUUUAAAAAUAAUAAAAAUAAUCAACCAGAAUAUUUAAAUAAUUUAAAGCCAGCUACAACAACUACAGCAACUGCUACUACAACUACUAUCAUUACUAACGCUGCUGCCGCUGCUUAUCGCUAUAACAAAUUGUUGUCGAUACUUGUCGGUCAACAACAUUUACUUAAGCAAUUGCAACAAAAACAAAAACAACAGCUAAAUAUUAAAUUUAUUAACAACAAUCCUAACAAAUAUAAUUAUAAUAAUUAUAAUAAUAAUGAUCAUAAUAAUAAUUAUGCUCAUAAUAACGAUGUUGAUGAUAAUGAUGAAAAAUUUAAAAGAAUCCAAAAUAAAUAUGAAAAAAUUAUAGUACAAUACAGAUCUGUAUUUAAUUGA
This is a messenger RNA of Lucilia cuprina (Australian sheep blowfly), 3383 nucleotides long. RefSeq lists its product as uncharacterized. The record is from RefSeq and is a predicted model, not a curated record. The coding region runs from base 447 to 3383 and encodes 978 amino acids. NCBI's taxonomy places the organism in Eukaryota, Metazoa, Arthropoda, Insecta, Diptera, Calliphoridae. The transcript has 5 exons. Gene Ontology annotation, molecular function: growth factor activity.